Impatiens glandulifera is the source of this 2325-nucleotide messenger RNA. RefSeq names its product serine/arginine-rich splicing factor RS31-like. Gene Ontology annotation, biological process: mRNA splicing, via spliceosome. Bases 766 to 2043 code for a protein of 425 amino acids. The transcript is spliced from 5 exons. The record is from RefSeq and is a predicted model, not a curated record. Lineage: Eukaryota; Viridiplantae; Streptophyta; Magnoliopsida; Ericales; Balsaminaceae. Gene Ontology annotation, cellular component: nuclear speck. Gene Ontology annotation, molecular function: RNA binding.
UCCAUUCCUUUUGUAAUCUUUAUUUUAGUUUGUUGUUUCAAUUGUUAGUUGUUUUGCACAUACAAUGGAAAAUUCAAUAAGCUCUAGCAAAUAUUGGUCUCCCUUGAUGUAGCAUCCUCCGUCAGAAGUUACCUUGAUGACAAGCAAUCUUAAUCAUUACCGCAGUUUGGGAAUAGAUGAACUCGAUACCAUUAUCAACUAGAUGUGGAUGUAGUCGAGGAUGGCUCAGUUAACUCAAGCUGUGGCAAAUACUUCACGUAUUUUAAAUACAAGGCAUAACUUGCAAUCAUACACAUGAACUAAUUUAACCAUUGGUGUCACUUUCUACUAAAGGUGGAAGCUAUUGGUGGUUUCAUGGCAGCUCUUGCGUUUUGAGUGGGGCGUCAGGAAAAAAACAUAUAUAUUUCUGUAGUAAAACCCCCAUACUCAAUUAAUUCUUUGGCGCAGGAAUCCAUGGAACUUCCUCACUUCCUGGUUGAUGGACUGGACCUUCUAUGCAUUGCCUGGCUAUGAUGAACUUCUUUUUCUCUUGAUCAUCCCAGGAAGAGCCACUAUGAAUCAAUGUGGCAUCACAAUCCCACAUUUUCCUCAGACACUAUUGCACUUCUCAUACCUCAUGUUUUUAGCUCAGACUUCAUUUUGUUGGACAUUUACCAACAUGCAGCCGAAUAUAUGCAGAAUGAACCUCUGUUUUCGUUUAUCUAGCAUGAAUUCCAAAUGUGCUCUUGUUCCUUGACCACCACUUAAGGGUAUGCUUUUGUGUAUAUGGAAGAUGAGAGGGAUGCACAUGAUGCCAUUCGGGGGCUGGAUCAAAUUGAAUUUGGUAGAAAGGGUCGCCGUCUUCGUGUUGAGUGGACAAAGGAAGAACGUUCUAACAGGAGACCUGUGAGUUCAAGGAAACCAUCAUCAAAUCCAAGACCAUCAAAGACCUUGUUUGUAAUUAAUUUUGAUCCGUAUCAGACCAGGUCAAGGGACUUGGAGAGGCACUUUGACAGGUAUGGAAAAGUGUUGAAUGUGAGGAUUAGAAGGAAUUUUGCAUUCAUCCAGUAUGAAGAACAAGAGGAUGCCACCAGGGCAUUGGAAGCUACCAAUUUAAGUAAGUUGAUGGAUAGAGUUAUUUCUGUGGAAUAUGCUGGCAAGGAUGAUGACCAAAGGAAAAAUGGUAGCAGUCCUGACAGAGGUCGUGAUAGGUCGCCAGGAAGAAGAGAUUACAGGGGAGGGCGAUCUCCAAGCCCCUACAGAAGAGUAAGAGCCAGUCCUAGUUAUGGCCGAGCCCGAAGCCCAAAUCAAGGUGAAAGGGCAAGUCCUGAUUAUGGUCAUCGUCGCAGUUCUAAUGGUUACCAUAAAUCAAAGGACAAUGAUUACCAUGGUCGUAGUCCUCUUAGAGGGGGGAGGCUUAGUCCCAACAGUAAAGAUGACGAAGCUGCUCCAAGAGAGAAUAGUCGCAGCCUAAGCCUGAAAAGGGAGAGAAGUAGAAGCCCUUUAAGAAGGGGGAGGCUAAGUCCUAAUGAUAAUGGUGUUGAACUUGCUCCGAGAGAGAAUAGUCUUAUCCUAAGCCCAAAAAGGGAGAGAAGCAGAAGUCCUCCAAGAAGAGGGAGGCCUAGUCUUAAAUAUAAUGAUGAUGAACCUGCUCCGAGAGAGAAUAAUCUUAUCCUAAGUCCAAAAAGGGUGAGAAGCAGAAGCCCUCCAAGAAGAGGGAGACCUAGUCUUAAAUAUAAUGAUGAUGAACCUGCUCCAAGAGAGAAUAGUCGUAGCCUAAGCCCGAAAAGGGAGAGAAGCAGAAGCCCUCUAAGAGGGGGGAGGCUUAGUCCUAAUGAUAAUGAUGAUGAACCUGCUCCAAGAGAGAAUAUUCGCAGCCUAAGCCCGAAAAUGGAGAGAGACAGAAUCCCUAAUGACAGUCAUCAAAGUCCUAGCCCAGAUUCAAGAAUUGAAAUGAGGACAAGCCCUACCGAUUAUGGAGCAGCUAGUCCGGAGGCAGUUGGAUACAGGAGUCAGUCUCCGGUGGAGGAGGAGCGUGAGGAGCGUGAACGUUCUCAAUCUUGAUGGGGCUGGAGAAGGAAGGAAGGAAGGAAAGAUUGGCUGUUGUUAUUUUAGUGGAUAAUCAUUGUUUCAUAUGAUGGCUCAAUCUCUUGGAAAUGGAAUAUUAUUAGAUAUAUUGGUAUUUGGAACUUAUGCAUUUGGGAUAUUGUUUGGUGCAAAAUAUCUCCAACUGUUGUCUCAUUUUCAAUUAAAUAGUCUGUUUGCUUCCUAAGUAUUGGAUUAUAUAGACUGGUGUAACUUGAAGAAUUGUUUAAAGAUUUAGCUCAACAUAAGAUUUUAUGGUUU